Molecule: messenger RNA, 3307 nt
Organism: Pseudopodoces humilis (Tibetan ground-tit)
Lineage: Eukaryota; Metazoa; Chordata; Aves; Passeriformes; Paridae
Gene: GAD1
Product: glutamate decarboxylase 1
Biological process (GO): GABA biosynthetic process
Cellular component (GO): presynaptic active zone; cytoplasm
Molecular function (GO): pyridoxal phosphate binding; glutamate decarboxylase activity
Source: RefSeq, a predicted model, not a curated record
CUCAUGCCUGCGUCGAAGCAGAUCAGCCGGCGAUUCACGCUUUUAAAAAAGCAAAUCCGAGCACUUCUGGAAAAAAAGGUCAUCUCGCAUUAAAUUCCGCGGCGCGAUUGGUAUUCCGACGUCGUUUCUGGCAGAGUUUAUAAGCGGCGGGUCGCUCCCAGGCGAGAGUCGCCCUGCUAACCUGGACUACGGCAAUAACAGUGUCCGCUCGCCCCCUCGCAAAUUCCUUGCUGCCCACCCCUCAGAGAAAUAUCGAGGAAAUACGAACUCCCAGGACUGGGACUUUUCUGAAGGGAUGGCUUCCUCCGCUCCCUCGUCCUCCAACGAUGCUCCGGACCCCACCCCACCUAAUUUGCGACCUACAACUUACGACUCGUGGUGCGGCGUGGCUCACGGGUGCACCAGGAAGAUCGGGCUGAAGAUAUGCGGGUUCCUGCAACGGACCAACAGCCUGGAAGACAAGGGCCGGAUCGUCAGUUCUCUGAAGGAAAGGCAGUCCUCCAAGGGCUUGCUGGCAUGCGAGAACAGUGAGAAAGGAUCCAGGUUCCGGCGCACCGAGACAGACUUUUCCAAUCUGUAUGCCAGAGAUUUGCUGCCCUCCAAGAAUGGUGAGGAGCAGACCAUGCAGUUCCUGUUGGAGGUUGUGGACAUCCUCCUCAAUUACGUGAGGAAGACGUUUGACAGAUCCACCAAAGUGCUGGACUUCCACCACCCACACCAGCUCCUGGAGGGCAUGGAGGGCUUCAACCUGGAGCUUUCGGACAACCCUGAGUCCCUGGAGCAGAUUCUGGUGGAUUGUCGGGACACACUGAAAUACGGAGUGAGGACAGGUCAUCCUCGCUUUUUCAAUCAGCUGUCCACAGGACUGGACAUUAUUGGCUUGGCUGGGGAGUGGCUGACAUCUACUGCUAAUACAAACAUGUUUACCUAUGAAAUUGCCCCUGUUUUUGUCCUCAUGGAACAAAUCACACUUCGAAAGAUGAGGGAGAUCAUUGGAUGGUCAAAUAAAGAUGGUGAUGGAAUAUUCUCACCUGGAGGAGCAAUCUCCAACAUGUACAGCAUAAUGGCUGCACGCUACAAAUAUUUUCCUGAAGUUAAAACCAAAGGCAUGGCUGCAGUCCCUAAACUGGUUCUCUUUACCUCAGAGCAUAGUCAUUACUCAAUAAAGAAAGCUGGAGCUGCACUUGGAUUUGGAACAGACAAUGUUAUUUUGAUAAAAUGCAAUGAAAGAGGAAAAAUAAUACCAGCUGAUUUGGAGGCAAAAAUUCUGGAAGCAAAAGAAAAGGGAUAUGUUCCUCUUUUUGUGAAUGCAACUGCAGGCACAACAGUAUAUGGAGCCUUUGAUCCAAUACAGGAGAUUGCAGAUAUUUGUGAAAAAUACAACCUCUGGCUCCAUGUAGAUGCUGCCUGGGGAGGUGGACUCUUAAUGUCCCGAAAGCACCGUCAUAAACUGAAUGGAAUAGAAAGAGCCAACUCAGUCACCUGGAAUCCACACAAGAUGAUGGGAGUGUUGUUACAAUGUUCUGCAAUUCUUGUCCGGGAGAAGGGUAUUCUUCAAGGCUGCAAUCAAAUGUGUGCAGGCUAUCUCUUCCAGCCAGACAAACAGUAUGAUGUCUCCUAUGACACUGGAGAUAAGGCAAUACAGUGUGGUCGACAUGUGGACAUUUUCAAAUUCUGGUUGAUGUGGAAAGCAAAGGGUACAGUAGGAUUUGAAAAUCAGAUCAAUAAAUGCCUGGAACUGGCAGAGUAUCUCUACACUAAAAUAAAAAACAGAGAAGAAUUUGAGAUGGUUUUUGAAGGGGAGCCAGAGCAUACAAAUGUAUGUUUUUGGUAUAUUCCUCCAAGUCUCAGGGGCAUGCCAGACUCUGAUGAGAGAAGAGAAAAGUUACACAGGGUGGCACCGAAAAUCAAGGCACUGAUGAUGGAGUCAGGUACCACCAUGGUUGGAUAUCAGCCUCAGGGCGAAAAAGUCAACUUUUUCCGAAUGGUUAUCUCAAACCCAGCAGCAACUAAGUCUGACAUUGACUUCCUCAUUGAGGAAAUUGAGAGAUUGGGGCAGGAGCUGUAGUGCUUGAAUUAUUUAUUUCUCUAAUUCACUGUUUUCCAGCACUGGGUAUUUUUUUUAGCCCAGUUCUGCAGAACAUGUUUUAAGGAAAUUCUCUUUCUGUAAGUUCCAAUCUCCUAAGACAUCUUUAAACAAAACAACUAUAGGCUACUGAAAUAUAUAUGUAUUGGUAGAUCAUAUUAUUGAGGGAAAAUGUAUUAUCUUGAAGUACUAUUGACUCUUACAUUGGUCUUAUUUAUUGUAGGCAGCAGAAAAUUAAUAAGUAUUAAAAUAGCAAAUUAAGAACUCUGCACAGUAUAUAUGUACAGUAUAAAUAAAUAUAUAUAUAUAAUUAUAUAUAUACAUACAUAUAUAUAUACAUAAAGUGGUUAUAAACUUAGAUCUAAGCCACAGCAUGUUUUCCACUUUAAGAAAAUUGAGUUUUCCUUCAACAACAUUGAUGUGGAUAAUGUGCUACAAGUUUUUCUGCCAGACAGAAAUAGACAUACAGAAACAUUUCUAAAAUGUAGAUUCUUAGGAGCUGAAGAAAAUGUAUAACAGUAUUAGAUCUUAUUGUUGGUGCUUUUCUCACAUACAAAACAGCAAUCUCUAAGAGCACCUUUGAGUAAAAUAGUUGUACUUGCCCUUUAGUGUCAAAUCAGGGGAUGACAGUAGCAGUCAUUGUAACAGGUAUAUUAUUGCUGUAUUUUUAGAGGUUAAUUUGUGUAGAUCGUGUAUAUUAUUGUUAAAUGACUUUGUGUAAAAGGAUUUAAAUGUAAUAGUUUUACAGCAAGAUAACUGUUUAAUUGUAGGUAUCCAAAAUAUUUGCUUAUUUAUAUGCAGAGAUUUACCAUGCUGAAGAGUUGUCUUGUAUUUUCUUCCGUUUGUAAUGUAACCUAUUUAUAUAUUAUUGAAGUUCUAAAUAAUGUUUAUGGUAUUUUAGUGUCUUUGUGAGCCAAAGAAAAAAUACAAAAAUAUUAGUUGACACUUUCUUUUAAAUCCUAGUGCCCUUAAAGUAAUAACUUACAGAUAAUUUUAUUGAAGAUAAGGAAUCCUGACAUUGUGUAUAGACUAUCAAAUUAUGGGAUACCUUUAAUCUAUUAGAAUUAUUAGAAAUUUCAGUUCUAUUUAUUGUAAUGUCAGACUGUCUGUUCAGUGUUCUGAAUGCUUUUCUAGUGAAUAUUGAUUGCUAACCAAGGCCCCCGUUUUUGAAUUUUAUUUCAGGACUGACCUCUGUGACCAUUUUAACUAAAUUCUGUGGGA